Messenger RNA from Taeniopygia guttata (zebra finch), 1085 nucleotides. RefSeq names its product transgelin (gene TAGLN). The record is from RefSeq and is a predicted model, not a curated record. Gene Ontology annotation, molecular function: protein binding. NCBI's taxonomy places the organism in Eukaryota, Metazoa, Chordata, Aves, Passeriformes, Estrildidae.
AUCAGCGUCCCGCCGCCCUCCUUUUAGCGCCAGGUCGGGGUCCCCGCGGGGCAGAGCGCCGCUGCCCAGCCCAGCAUCGCCCUCGCUCCGUCCGCAGCCGCUUGUCUCCCAGUGCCGCAGCCAUGGCAAACAAAGGGCCAGCCUAUGGCAUGAGCAGGGACGUGCAGUCCAAGAUCGAGAAGAAGUACGAUGACGAGCUGGAGGAGCGGCUGGUGGAGUGGAUCGUGGCGCAGUGCGGGGCUGCCGUGGGACGCCCUGAGCGGGGCCGCCUGGGCUUCCAGGUCUGGCUGAAGAACGGCAUCGUGCUCAGCAGGCUGGUGAACAGCCUCUACCCCGACGGCUCCAAGCCCGUCAAGAUCCCCGACGCGCCGCCCACCAUGGUGUUCAAGCAGAUGGAACAGAUUGCCCAGUUCCUGAAGGCGGCCGAGGACUACGGGGUGGUCAAGACAGACAUAUUCCAGACCGUGGACCUGUUUGAAGCCAAGGACAUGGCAGCGGUGCAGAGGACGCUGAUGGCCCUGGGGAGCCUGGCAGUGACCAAGAACGACGGGAACUACCACGGUGACCCCAACUGGUUCAUGAAGAAAGCGCAGGAGCACAAGCGGGAGUUCACCGAGAGCCAGCUGAAGGAGGGCAAGAACAUCAUCGGGCUACAGAUGGGCACCAACAAGGGCGCGUCACAGGCGGGGAUGAGCUACGGCCGGCCCCGGCAGAUCAUCAGCUAGGCACCGCCGCCAGCCCUCCCCAGCCGGGACCUCGGUCCGCGCUCCCCGGCCCAGCGCCGCCGCCCAUCCUUCGGUAUUUAUUGAGGAGCAUCCGCCCGCCAGCGCACGCCCGCAGCGCCGUGCCCCGGGCAGCCCCUGCCCCCGGGCAGCCCCUGCCCCGGCCUCGCACCCCCUUCGCCAGCCGGUCCUGCCCCCGCCGGCACCCCCGGGCGGGACCCCGGCCCCGGGACACCGGCCCGCCCGCCGCCCGCACCGCCCCGCCGCCGCCGCAGAGAUCCCUGCCUCGGGGAGGAGAGGGAACCCAAUGGGCCUCGGUUUUGUACUUGGUUUUUGUCAAAAUUAAAAGGUUAUAUUCAUCUA